Molecule: messenger RNA, 2681 nt
Organism: Ictalurus furcatus (blue catfish)
Lineage: Eukaryota; Metazoa; Chordata; Actinopteri; Siluriformes; Ictaluridae
Product: L-selectin-like
Exons: 3
Coding region: 390-1343 (317 amino acids)
Source: RefSeq, a predicted model, not a curated record
GCUCCUGAUGGCAAGUUAGCGCCUUGCAUGGCAGCUCUGCUACCAAUGGUGUGCGAGUGUGUGAAUGGGUGAAUGAGACACAGUGUAAAGUGUUUUGGAACCACUAAGGUUAAAAAAGAGCUAUAUAAGUGCAGACCAGUUACCAUCCAAACCAAGAAUUCCUAACUAUACAAAUUUCAAAGUUGAAAUGAUGAGAAACAUGGUAGCGUCUGUCCUCCUAUACUGAUAGCCCAACUAUACGAUAUGGAACAUACUUGGAGACUAUUACACAAUUGAGAAAUAAAUCAGUUAGGGGGAAUUCCUGCCUACAAACCUUUUUUAAAUUCUCAUCCACAGGCUUUGUCGGCUUUGUCCUGUCUGAAUCCCGAAAGUACUAUUUGAUCCAUGAGAUGAAAACAUGGAAUGAUGCUCUGGCUUACUGCCGAGCCUCACACACCGACCUGGCUAUCAUCAAAAGCAGUGAUGACAUGGUCCGACUUCAAAAUGAAGCACAGAGGCAACGUUUCAGUUCCGAAGCUUGGAUUGGCCUGUACAAUGACAUCAACAGCUGGCGCUGGUCCUUUGACAACGAGCCACUGGGAUUUGAAGAUUGGGAUUCGUUCUUCCAACAGCCUAACAACAGAGACGGACAUGAAGAAUGUGUUGCGGCUUUCUGGCACGGUGGUUGGUACGAUGCACCAUGUGACACUGUAAUGCCCUUCGUGUGCUUUGAUGCCAGGAACUUUGCUGCUUCCCGGUACAUUUACAUCUCUAAACCUCCGAUGAACUGGUCUGAUGCUCAGAGUUACUGUAGACAGCAUUACACAGACCUCGCCAUCAUCAAAAACUCCAUUGAAAGUGUAGCUUUUCAGAACAUUUUGACUACUUCUGCUUGGUUAGGCCUGUUCCGAGACUCCUGGAAGUGGAUAAAUGAGACCAACAUGUCCACUGUUAUGUGGGCGCCUGGGCAACCUGAUAAUAGGAAUGACCAUGAAGACUGUGGGUUUGUAACUAACGGCCAGGCAGCUGAUGCGCCGUGCUCAGACACCAAGCCUUUCUUCUGUUACUCAGGUGAGUUAAAGUUAUAUUUGGUCUCAUAUAGCCUACCGACCAGCUUAAAACUACUUUUUAAAUGUAAGCUAUAUUUGUUGUAUGUAUGUGUUUCUGGAUCCAGAUAUCACGGGAAGAAAACAAACCAUAAGAGUGAAGAUCCAGUCCAAACAGGAUGUAAACGAUCCUGCGUUCAAGGCGGCCAUCUUAGAGAAAAUCAAGGAGAAACUGAUGGAUCAUGGGAUGCCAGAGAACACCACAGUGAAUUGGUUAAAGCAGCCUGGCGGUGUGGUGUUUCACAAGGAAGAAUAUAAUAAUAAUAUUAAUAAUAAUAAUGACACAGAAAAGAAGACUAAGGAAUCAUCUGACCUCUAAGUCUUUAGUCAUGUGUCAUUGCUUACUUAUGUCAUGUGCUAGUAACUCAAUAAAAAAAAAAAAGAAUGAAAGAAAUCAGCUGUGUCUAAUUCAGCAGUACGAGAGCACAUAUUGCACUCAUUUUCAAGUCUUUACAGGUACCUGUUAGUUUCCUUAUGAUUUCGAAUCCUUUGAUUAGUUUGCUUAUCGUUAUAUGUGGUGGGGAAAGCUCUGUAGGUGUGUGGUCCAGCCCCUCAGAUCUGCUCAGAGGAACUUCUUCUGGAAGUGUUCCACAAAGUACAGUACGUAAAAUGAGAACUUUUGGUGAAGCAGCAUUCAGGUGUUGUGCAUCCAGGGUUUGAAACAAUCUGAGGGCAGGUGAAAAUCUUGAUAUUUCUAAAUGUACAAUCAAACCUUUCAUGUUUCACUCUAGAUGUAGUUAAUAUAGUUUUAAUUUAUAUUGCUUUUAUUAUAUUUUGUAGUCUUCCUGUUAAUUAUUAUAUUACAUUAUAGUUGUGUUUUUUUUUUUUAUUUUGCUUGUUUGAUGUAUAUAUUUACAUUUAUUUAAGGUUAUAUUAGUCUUCGUCAUCUGAUUUUUCUGUUCUUUUUUCAUCAUUUUAUUACAUAUCAAUUAUGAUAACUUUUUUCAGUUGGAUCCUUUUAUAUUCUUUUAUUUUCCCAUUUUCCUAUUCUUAUUUAUUACGAUUAUUAUUAUUAUUAUUAUUAUUAUUAUUAUUAUUAUUAUUAUACACAGACUUGUAUGUGCAUUAGUCUCAGUGGUGUACAUGGUCAAUAAAUAAAAGAAAUGUUUGAUUGAUUGGUUGAUUGAUUGAUUUUUUUUUUUUUUUAAGUAGGAAGGUUCUAUGUGGGACUGAACACAGCUUAAAUUCUUGUCACAGUUUUUAACAGAUAUUUCCCAUUUUCCUAUUAAAAUGACCUCUAAAAGAAAAACCAAUGAUAUCACAAAAUUAGCAUGUCUGAGUUUGUUACUUUGUUACAGUAAAAUUACAGAAUUGUCUGGUUAGAACCUUUUAAUCCCAUGGUCUUGAAAUGAAUAUUAUAUAAGGUAAUACCAAAUGAAAGCAAAUGAAUAAUUAUAGAAGAUGUGCUCGUGUUCAAACAUCCAAACACCAGAUCUGCCCAGAAAACGUUGCACAUGAGAACAUGGGCUACUGGUAAAGUACGCUGUAGCUAGUGAACCUGGUGGGAAGUUAAAAAUGCUAAUGAUAUAAAACAUUAAAUUCCUGAUGUAUAAAACUGUCUGUGCACAAAAAAAAAACCUGGCAUAUGAACCAACA